This is a messenger RNA of Magnusiomyces paraingens, 1059 nucleotides long. RefSeq lists its product as uncharacterized. The coding region runs from base 1 to 1059 and encodes 352 amino acids. Lineage: Eukaryota; Fungi; Ascomycota; Dipodascomycetes; Dipodascales; Dipodascaceae. The transcript has a single exon. The record is from RefSeq and is a predicted model, not a curated record.
AUGGGUCUCGCUAGUAAACUUAAAGCCGCUCAAGCAGCGGAAAAUGCACAAGGAGGUUAUCCUCAACAGGGCUAUGGAGGUGCUCCUCAAGGAGGAUAUCCUCAGCAAGGUUAUGGCCAACAGGCACCUCAGGGAUAUCCCCAGCAAGGUCAACAAGGCGGAUAUGGCCAACAGGGAGGUUACUCUCAACAAAGACCCCCUCAAUCUCAAGGUUACAGCGCUUCAGCUUACUAUAAUUUGCUUCGUCAGACAGUUCAAGAAAAUCAAUUGAAUGCAUUUUACAAUGAUCAACAGUUGCAACAGAUUGCCCAGUCAUUACCACAAAAGAUUCUUCAGGUUUCACAACGCUGGAAGAUCCCAAUGGAAAUUGCAAAUGAUCUCAGUAAGCUUGCACUCUAUGACAUUAUCUUGUAUCUUGAUGAUAGUGGAUCUAUGAGAUUUGACGAAGAUGGUGAACGCAUUGAAGAUCUUAAGUUGAUUGUGACACGCACUGCCUUUAUUUGUGGGUUGUUUGAUCACAACGGUAUUAGUGUACGAUUCAUGAAUAACAACUUUAAAGGCGAGAACCUGCGGGAUGAGCAACAGGUGAUUGAUAUGAUUAAUAGAAUCAAGUUUGAAGGUAUCACCCCAUUGGGGACUAACUUGGAAUCGCGUGUGAUUGAACCAUUUUUAAUUGCGCCUCUUCGUCGUCAAGCACUGCCUAAGCCUCUUUUAAUCAUUACCAUUACUGAUGGAGAACCUACUGGUGAAAGCACCAAGAAAGUGUUUAAAGUUGUUGAAAGCGUAAAGAAGGAUCUUUUGAAUUCCAAGUACCGUCCUGGUGCAUGCGCUUUCCAGUUUGCCCAGGUUGGCAAUGAUCUCAAAGCUCGUGAGUUCUUGGGGAAGCUUGAUACUGAUCCAGUUGUUGGCAGAUUAGUUGACUGCACAAGCAAUUACGAGUUUGAGCAGGACGAGAUGUCCAAGCAAGGUGUGAGUUUGGAUCCUUCGACAUGGCUUGUAAAGAUGCUUCUUGGAGCAAUUGACCCUAGCUACGAUACUCAGGACGAAAGUCGCCGUUAG